Molecule: messenger RNA, 3005 nt
Organism: Oryza sativa Japonica Group (Japanese rice)
Lineage: Eukaryota; Viridiplantae; Streptophyta; Magnoliopsida; Poales; Poaceae
Source: RefSeq, a predicted model, not a curated record
GACACUCUUGAUCAAAUUACUUGUAGGGAGCUGGGUCUGGUGCUAUGCAACCACCGAUGAGAAUGCCUGGCAUGCCGCCAAACACACUUGGCCAAGGGAUGCCUCCUACCAUGCCCACAAUGCCAUAUUCUCCCCAUGCUGGAACCCAGGUCUCAACCCCAUCCAAGAUUGAUCCUAAUCAAAUUCCACGGCCAAUGGCAGAAACAUCAGUCAUAAUUUUUGAGACCCGUCAAGGUGGUCAAGCAGCUAUUCCCCCGGCUGCAUCGAGUGAAUUUAUCGUGAAGGACACUGGGAACUGUAGUCCCCGUUUGAUGCGGUGUACUGUCAAUCAGAUACCUUGUACAGGGGACCUCUUGACAACAUCAGGCAUGCCUUUAUCUCUAAUGGUUCAGCCGUUUUCUCUUCCUCACCCAUCUGAGGAACCUAUUCAGCUUGUAGACUUCGGUGACAUGGGACCUAUUCGGUGUUCCCGUUGCAAAGCAUACAUAAAUCCUUUCAUGAGAUUUGUUGAUCAAGGAAGGCGCUUUAUCUGUAAUUUAUGUGGAUUUAGCAAUGAUACUCCUAGGGAGUACAUAUGCAACUUAGGGCCUGAUGGUAGGCGCCGUGAUGCUGAUGACAGACCUGAGCUAUGCAGGGGAACCGUUGAAUUUGUCGCUUCCAAGGAAUUUCUGCCGAGAAGCCAUUCAGUUCACCUGAACAAAACAAGUAUAUUAAUGGAUCUUCAACCUGUAGGGCCACAAAAAGUUCGCGACCCGAUGCCUGCUGUAUAUUUCUUUCUUAUUGAUGUCUCCAUGAAUGCUAUACAAACAGGUUCAACUGCUGCAGCUUGCAGUGCGAUUUCCCAGGCUAUUUCAGAUCUGCCGGAAGGUCCUCGAACAAUGGUUGGAAUUGCCACAUUUGAUUCCGCUAUUCACUUUUACAGCCUUAAGCGUGCUCAGCAGCAGCCUUUGAUGCUCAUUGUUCCUGAUGUGCAAGAUGUAUAUACACCUCUACAAAAGGAUUUGAUUCUUCCAGUUUCUGAGUGCCGUGAGAAUCUGGAGCAGCUGCUGGAAAGCAUCCCUAGCAUGUUUGAGAAUAACAGAGUUGCUGAUUCUGCUUUUGGAGCAGCUAUGAAGGCUGGCUUCCUGGCUAUGAAAUCAACUGGUGGAAAGCUACUUGUUUUUCAAUCAGUGCUUCCAUCACUUGGUGUUGGUUCUUUAUCUGCUAGGGAAGCUGAAGGUAGAGCAAAUGUUUCCACUGGUGACAAGGAACCCCACAAGCUUUUGCAGCCAGUUGACAAAACUCUCAAGACGAUGGCACUAGAAUUUGCUGAAUAUCAGGUCUGCGUGGAUGUGUUCCUUACUACACAAUCAUAUGUUGAUAUUGCUUCGAUAUCUGUUGUUCCCAAUACUACAGGAGGCCGGGUUUACUACUACUAUCCGUUUUCCGCUCGUUCGGAUCCGGCCAAGCUAUUCAACGACCUUAGAUGGAAUAUCAGUAGACCUCAGGGUUUCGAGGCUGUUAUGCGUGUCAGAUGCAGCCAGGGGCUCCAAGUUCAGGACUAUUUUGGCAAUUUCUGCAAGCGUGUUCCUACUGACAUUGAUCUUCCAUCGAUUGAUUCUGACAAAACUAUAAUGGUCACCUUUAAGCACGAUGACAAGUUACAGGAAAAUUCAGAAUGUGGUUUCCAGUGCGCUCUUCUCUACACUACUGUAUAUGGACAAAGAAGGAUUCGAGUUAUGAACCUCUCACUCCCAUGCACAAACAUGCUCAGUAAUCUCUUCCGAUAUGCUGAUUUGGAAACACAGUUUACAUGCUUCCUGAAACAAGCUGCUAAUGGCAUUCCAACAUCUACGCUACUCCAUCUUCGGGAGGAAGUAACAAAUACAUGUAUAAAUAUUCUCCAGUCCUACCGUAAAUAUUGUGCAUCUGUAAGCUCAUCUGGGCAGUUGAUCCUUCCAGAGGCACUCAAACUCCUGCCCUUGUACACUUUAGCGCUUAUCAAAAGCAUAGGCUUGCGAAAUGAGGGGCGGUUGGAUGAUCGUUCAUAUUGGAUAUCCCUCGUCUCCUCAGUUUCUGUUCUAUUAGCUGUUCCAUUGGUGUUCCCUAGAUUGAUUCCGAUUCAUGAUCUCACAUCAAGGGGAGACGAUGAAUCACUUAUUCCUAGUCCCCUUAUGCUCAAUAGUGAAAAUAUACGUGAAGAUGGAGUCUAUUUAUUGGAAAAUGGUGAGGAUGGUCUAAUUUAUGUAGGAAAUGUGGUAGAGCCGACCAUCCUCGAACAAAUAUUUGGUGUGUCUUCUUUGGCUGCAUUACCAAGUCAGGCUGUGUUGGAGCAAUUUGACAAUGAACUGUCACGGAAGGUAAAUGAAGUAAUUAAUGAAAUAAGACGCCAGAGAUGUUCUUAUUUAAGGUUGCGUCUAUGCAGAAGGGGUGAACCAUCUGGUGAUUUCUUCCGCUCAUUUUUGACAGAGGACAAGGCACCUGGUGGCCUUUCCUAUGUGGAGUUCCUUGUGCAUGUGCACAGGCAAAUCCAGAGCAAGAUGACGUGACAUGCCAUAUGCUUGUCGCACUGUUUUUGGUUAGUGGAUGGAUUACAAACUAAGAAGAGAUCAGUUUCGGCACAAGGAUACUGCGAAGAAGCAUAGGGCAACUCCAGAUCACUGGUUGAGUUGGGGUUAGACAUCAUUUUCCUGGAGAAUAGAUUUGCAGGAAUUGAGGCCUGCAAUGUUUACAGCAUAGUUUUUUUGGGGGAGAGGGUGGUAUAUCUUGUAAACAGAUGAGUUGUUGGAUGUGAUGCCUCUUUUUUUUGUUUCUCACCGUGCAUCCUUAUUGAAAUCUCUUGUGAAGGGAGAAGGGUGUAUUAUGUUCAAAGGAAUAUAAGUGGUUUAGGAAUAAAACUAUACCUAGCUAAUAGUUGAGUGAAGUAUACAGUUCUCAAGUUUAUGUACGAAAAACGUCAAGAUUGUCUAAUGGUUGUUUGCUCUGCAACAAUUAAGUUGUACAUUUCUCACUUGUUCCUUGGCUUA